CUAUAUAAAUAUGGGUAGAUUCAAAGAAAGUUAGUUUAGUUUUUGCGACUUCAUUCCUGACAAUACACUUUAUUAAAGAACAUGUCAUUUUUUCGCAAUAUUUGGGUACUUGCUUUAAUUGCUUUAGCCAUCGUGACCUUGCCGAUAAACGCUACUGGAAAUGACAACAGUCCACCACCACAAGAUUUAAACAAUCAGUUUGACGACGUAAAUGAGAUGGAAACUCAACGUACAUUGGAGAAAAUUCAGGAAUUGGAGAGAAAAGUAAAGGAGAAUGAACAACAACUUGAAAAAACACGCAAAAAAAUUAAACAAACGGAGGAAAGAGGUUAUUAUUCAACCUCUGAAUCAGAAGAAGAACCUCCCAUCCUUAAAGGAAAGAACGAGGCACCAUCAUCAUCGAAUUCACGUGGCAAAAAACAAAAAAAUGUAAGAAAACGUCAAUCUUCAAAAAAGCAGAAAUGAUAUCAUUAUUACGCAAUGAAUAAAUGAUUAUUAUAAAGAUCUAAACUGCAAAUAAAAUAUUCCAAUACAGUAUUUGA
Messenger RNA from Contarinia nasturtii (swede midge), 542 nucleotides. RefSeq lists its product as uncharacterized. The transcript has 6 exons. Lineage: Eukaryota; Metazoa; Arthropoda; Insecta; Diptera; Cecidomyiidae. Bases 82 to 465 code for a protein of 127 amino acids. The record is from RefSeq and is a predicted model, not a curated record.